Molecule: messenger RNA, 5468 nt
Organism: Mirounga angustirostris (Northern elephant seal)
Lineage: Eukaryota; Metazoa; Chordata; Mammalia; Carnivora; Phocidae
Gene: MMP15
Product: matrix metallopeptidase 15
Exons: 10
Coding region: 573-2594 (673 amino acids)
Biological process (GO): extracellular matrix organization; proteolysis; collagen catabolic process
Cellular component (GO): extracellular matrix
Molecular function (GO): metalloendopeptidase activity; zinc ion binding
Source: RefSeq, a predicted model, not a curated record
CUGCGCCGAACUCGCGGGGGACGUCGGGCGCCGGCUCCCUGGCUCGCUCACUCGCUCCGACCGGCUCCCUGCGCCUCCUCCCGGGACUGCGCGGGGACCCGGGCCCGGGCGGGCGCGGGGCGAGCAGAGUCCCCGGGCGGGAGGUGCGCGCUCUGGGCAGCACCCGGCCCCGGGCAUGGACAGAGGGAGCUGGGCGCGCAGGGGGCGCCGCGGGACCGGGCGGCCGGAGCGCUGAGCCAGACAAAGGCUCAGGAGUUGCGCUAGCUUUCGGGAGCCGGGCCCCGGGCGCCGAGGCUGCGGGACCCCGCGGCGGGCGGCUCCGGCCGGCCACCUCCCCCCGCGGGCCGGCUCCGCGCGCCCGGACCUGCCUGCCGGCUUCUCCUCGGGCGUGGGAAUUUGCCGAGGGGACCUAAGCGGCUCGGGCGGGGACAAGGACCGAGAGGUCUGCCGCGCGCCCGCCCGGCGGGGAGCCAGGGAGCGUCGCAAGUUUCCGAGCCGCGUGCGGGGCCCCGGCGCCGGCCAGCGGGCGAGCCCUGCGUGUAGCGCGCCCGGCCGGGCUAGGCGCCGAGAGCAUGGGCAGCGACCCGAGCACGCCCGGACGGCCCGGCUGCGCGGGCAGACUCCUCGGCGGCCGGGAGGCGGCGGCGCGGCCGCGACUGCUGCCGCUGCUCCUGGUGCUUCUGGGCUUCCUGGGCCGCGGCGCGGCGGCGGAGGACGCAGAAGUCAAAGCCGAGAACUGGCUGAGGCUCUAUGGCUACCUGCCCCAGCCGAGCCGUCACAUGUCCACCAUGCGCUCCGCCCAGAUCCUGGCCUCAGCCCUGGCCGAGAUGCAGCGCUUCUAUGGGAUUCCCGUCACGGGCGUGCUCGACGAAGAAACCAAGGCGUGGAUGAAGCGACCCCGCUGCGGGGUGCCAGACCAGUUUGGGGUGCGUGUGAAAGCCAACCUGCGACGGCGGCGGAGACGCUAUGCCCUCACGGGGAGGAGGUGGAGCAGCUACCAGCUGACCUUCAGCAUCCAGAACUACACAGAGAAGCUGGGAUGGUACCACUCACUGGAGGCAGUGCGAAGGGCCUUCCGCGUGUGGGAGCAGGCCACACCCCUGAUCUUCCAGGAGGUGCCCUACGAGGACAUCCGACUGCGGCGGCAGAAGGAGGCUGACAUCAUGGUACUCUUUGCCUCUGGUUUCCACGGCGACAGCUCACCAUUUGAUGGCACGGGGGGCUUUCUGGCUCACGCCUAUUUCCCUGGCCCUGGUCUGGGCGGGGAUACCCAUUUCGAUGCAGAUGAGCCCUGGACCUUCUCCAGCACUGACCUGCAUGGGAACAGCCUCUUCCUGGUGGCAGUGCAUGAGCUGGGCCAUGCGCUAGGGCUGGAGCACUCUAGCAACCCCAGUGCCAUCAUGGCGCCGUUCUACCAGUGGAUGGACACCGACACCUUCCAGCUGCCCGAGGACGACCUCCGGGGCAUCCAGCAGCUCUACGGCACCCCGGAUGGCCAGCCACAGCCCACCCGGCCUCUCCCCACCGUGACUCCCCGGCGACCAGGCCGGCCAGAUCAUCGGCCCCCCAGGCCCCCCCAGGCCCCACCCCCAGGUGGGAAGCCGGAGCGGCCCCCAAAGCCAGGCCCCCCAGCCCAGCCCCGAGCCACGGAACGGCCUGACCAGUAUGGCCCCAACAUCUGCGACGGGGACUUUGACACAGUAGCCAUGCUGCGUGGGGAGAUGUUCGUGUUCAAGGGCCGCUGGUUCUGGCGGGUUCGACACAACCGUGUCCUGGACAACUAUCCCAUGCCCAUCGGGCACUUCUGGCGUGGUCUGCCCAGUGACAUCAGUGCUGCCUACGAGCGCCAAGAUGGGCGUUUUGUCUUCUUUAAAGGUGACCGCUACUGGCUCUUCCGAGAAGCGAACCUGGAGCCUGGCUACCCACAGCCACUGACCAGCUAUGGCCUGGGCAUCCCCUAUGACCACAUCGACACGGCCAUCUGGUGGGAACCCACAGGUCACACCUUCUUCUUCCAGGAGGACAGGUACUGGCGCUUCAAUGAGGAGACACAGCGUGGAGACCCCGGCUACCCCAAGCCCAUUAGUGUCUGGCAAGGGAUCCCUACCUCUCCCAAAGGGGCCUUCCUGAGCAAUGAUGCAGCCUACACAUACUUCUACAAGGGCACCAAGUACUGGAAGUUCGACAACGAGCGCCUGCGGAUGGAGCCGGGCUACCCCAAAUCCAUCCUGCGGGACUUCAUGGGCUGCCAAGAGCACGUGGAGCCGGGACCCCGAUGGCCCGAUGUGGCCCGUCCGCCCUUCAACCCCGACGGGGGUGCAGAGCCCGGGGCGGGCGGGGCCGACGAGGAGGGCGAGGAGGGCCGUGAGGCCGGCGCGGGCGGCGGGGAGGGGACAGGCGAGGACGGGGGCAGCCGCGUGGUGGUGCAGAUGGAGGACGUGCCGCGGACGGUGAGCGUGGUGCUGGUGCUGGUGCCGCCGCUGCUGCUGCUCCUGUCUGUCCUGGGCCUCAGCUACGCCCUGGUGCGGAUGCAGCGCAAGGGCGCGCCGCGCGCGCUCCUCUACUGCAAGCGCUCCCUGCAGGAGUGGGUCUGACGCGCCGCGCCCCGCCCGCCUGCCCCCUCCGCGCUGCGGGGGCGGGGCCGCUGGGCCGCGAGCCGCAGCCUUCCAGGGCUCCCUCCGCCGGCCCCGCCCCGUUGUUUAUUUAUGCCCAGGUUUUGUUGUUGGUGGUUUGUGGUUUGUUUUGUUUUGAUUUUGCACACUAAUUGAGUAUUCGUUUCUACUUUGCUGACCAGGAGCAGCGGUCCCUCCGGGCAGGGGUUAGAGCUUUCUAAAUGGAGUCCUGCUCCGGACAGGGAGUGAGCCCCUCGCCCCCCACCCCCCACCCCCCCACACCUCUGGCUUGGCGACAGCCAGAGGAGCAGAGGGUCAGAAGGCCAGCUGGAAAGUGGCUAAAGGGUUUCUGAGGCUCCUUCCCGCCCUGGGCCCUCCUCAGCCUGGGCUGGCUUUGGAGACGGGUGGGGCCUGACUGGUCUCCACCCACCUGAAUCUCUGCCUUAGAAGAGUUUUCACCCAGGGGCAGCCCCUGGCCACAGGGUACAGAAGGGUGAGGUGGCCUACUGGCCCUGAGUCCUGUGGAGUUUUGAUUCCUUCCUCGCCUACCCCUGUCAACCCAUUACCAACGCCUACCCUGGCCCUGGCCAGCCGAGGGGCCCAUACUCCCCAGCUCCCACAUACCCCUUGAGCCUGCACCUCCUCCCCUCUCUGCAGAAGAGGCCCUGGGCCUGCCUUACCAAGGACCAAAUGGGGUCUGCCAAGGCCCCUCCACCCAGAGGCCUCACCCCCCCCCCCCAGGCUGGGCUUCCAGCCCCUGUCCACUCCUCUCUGAGCUAUGACCCAUCUGGACUCCUUCCCUGGGCUUCCACUCUCCCUCACCCACACCACCGUCCUCAGGGGUCUCAGAACCCCACCAGCCUCAGGCACCAGCUGCCAGGCUCCCAGCUGUCCCAGGAAGAUAGGGGGCUGAUGGGCGCCCACAGCCCACCAUGCACCCGGCUUGGGGGUUCCUCCCCUCCAGCUCCCUGUCCCACAGGGCACUGGGAGGAGGGACACUGGUGGAGAGAGGCCAGCAGCUCAGCCCCUCACACAGACUUGCGGGAUGCGGCUGUGGAGCCCCCAAAGGAGCCCACUGUGGCCUGGAGACUCCCCUUCUCCUUGGCUCAGCCCUAAGGACAGGGACGCUUCCUCCUCCUUUUCCUUCCCAAAGUAAGCAGGAGGCAAGGCUGCUGUGGAAAUGGUACUGUACAGCCGGCUCCAUCCCCUCUGCUUCCCCUCAGCCCUGAGCAAGCGGGUCUGCCACCCAGACCCCCAAGGCCCCUGGAGGGAGAUGCAUCUCAUGGACUGGCCUGGAGGUCGGGUCUGGCAGCUUACUCCCCCCUCCAUCCUCAGAACCGGAGAGCCAGCCAAGGGAUGGGGGGUGGAGGGCAGUGUCCACCCCCAUACAUUUCUUUCUGUAAAUACUCUGCACUGAUUAAAUUGUACAGCCGGCAUGUGUGGCCUCAUUGUAAGAGGCCCUGGGCCGGUGGGGCUGUGGGUGACAGGAGUCCAGGCCGCGAUUAGGGCACUUGCCCUCCAUGCGGAAGACACCUUGUUCCCAGUUCUCCGGGAUUCCUUCCCAGUAGCCCUGGGAGGGGCAGAGCUCAGAGGAAGAGUGAGGGCACCAGAAGCAGGUUGGGCAGGGGACUGGGGUUAGCCCUGCUGGGGUGGGGCAGAGAAAGAGUGCAGAAUUUACUGGACAUUCAUUCACAGUGAGAAAGGGCGUCCCAGCUUCCCACACGCAGUGUGUGUCUAGGAGGGGUGGGAAUGCCAGGCCACGCCCCCCCACCUUUCUUCCACCCAUCCAGACUGGGUUCUGGGCAGCCUGAAGACCCAGCUUGGAGGCAAGAGAUGGGAAGUGGUACCGCUUUGGAUCUGGAAAGUUCUCCUUACCACAUGCUCCGCUCAAAGGCUGGGGGUGGGGUGGGGCACCCAAGAUCUGCCUUGUCAUCUUUGAAAAAGCAGAUCUCACCCUGGGCAGCCUGCAGACGAGGCCCAAGAGAGUACGAGACUGAAGCUUUACUGCCCCUGGGGUCUGGGCAUGGCUGGCAAGCCUUGGACCCCACAUCCAUCCUCUGGGCCACGCUACUGGGCACUGGCCUGCACCCCCAGAAAUGCAAUGGUCUGCUGUAGUGGGGUUGCACCCCAACCAUGGAGCAGGCCAGGCCUCCACAAUAGCUGGGGCAGGGUCCUUCAACCUGUUCCAGGCCCCACCCUCCCCUCAGCAGCAGACCUCCUCCCCGCCCCCCUCGAUCCCACCCUUCCUCUCUUUGUGUUGAAAACUGGCUGAGAAAGCCCCAAAGGCCUCUCCGGCUCAGCUAGGAAAUGGCCCCUGAACCAUCCCCACCACAGGGGCCUUGGCGGGCAGCAUCUUAUCAGCUUUCUUGUGGCAGAAGCCACAGGGCCCUGCCCAGGUCUGCCUUCUGCUUGAAGGCCAGCGGUCACCGGCAAGUGGGGGCACAGGGACGAAAAAGGAGAGGACGCGAGACCUCUCACCGAGCUCUUCCUUAGAACCCAGGCCAGGGAAGAGACUUGGCAGAGGAGGCCUCGGCUUCUCAGGAAAUCUCCUGAGGAGACUUCUACCCCAAACGCUCUGGUAAAAUCUCAAAACAACCCCGUGGCUGAAGGAACAGCUCAUCUGGUGAGCCCAUGGGUGUGAAGGUCUCUGAGGUAUGGUGUCAGGCCUCAGCCCUGCCUCACAACUUGACACCCGCUCCCCCUCCCCCUCCCCCAGGAUUAACAGGAACCUGCAUCUUUAAAUUGGUUUUGUUUAAUGUGGCUGCACCUAAACUCACCAUGGGCCCCACAGCACCUGUCUUGCUAAUUCCUAAGUAAGAUAAUUAAGACUUAAUAGAUACACAAAAAGCAGCAAAA